Messenger RNA from Nilaparvata lugens (brown planthopper), 1494 nucleotides. Its product is annotated as craniofacial development protein 2-like. Gene Ontology annotation, molecular function: catalytic activity. The coding region runs from base 1 to 1494 and encodes 497 amino acids. Gene Ontology annotation, biological process: chromatin remodeling. NCBI's taxonomy places the organism in Eukaryota, Metazoa, Arthropoda, Insecta, Hemiptera, Delphacidae. Gene Ontology annotation, cellular component: nucleus. The transcript is spliced from 3 exons. The record is from RefSeq and is a predicted model, not a curated record.
AUGGAUGGGUUUAAAACGAAAUAUUCCGGGGGUAAAAGCUCCCCAAUCGGAUCUCCGGGGGGAGCAGUGGCGAACCAGAACAUGAAAGCAAGACUGAAGAGUGUGAAGAUCGGAACGUGGAAUGCAAGAAGCCUCUUUGCAUCGGGAAAGUUGGACAAUGUGAUGAAGGAAAUGUCAAGACUCAGCAUAAACAUUCUGGGAAUAAGCGAUGUCAGAUGGCCAGGCAGUGGUAAGUGUAGAACGAAUAAUGGAGUUUUCUAUUACUCAGGAAUAGAUGACCCAAAUCAUCGGUAUGGAGUGGGAGUAAUUAUAGAUAAGGCUACCAAUGCAUCGGUUCAGAGUUUUACACCAUAUUCAGAAAGAGUCAUGAUGUUACAAAUAAAAACAUGCACAGGACACCUGAACAUCAUACAAAUAUAUGCACCAACUGCAGACUCGGAGGAAGUAGAAGUCAAGGAGUUCUAUGCGGAACUGGAAACAAUAAUUGCAAGCACUAAGAAAAGUGAUGUAACUAUAGUAAUGGGAGAUUUUAAUGCUAAAGUAGGCAAAGAUAAGGUAGAAGCACAAACAGGGGGUUUUGGACUGGGUGAGAGAAAUGAGAGAGGUGAACGCCUAAUACAAUUUUGUCAGGAGAAGGAUCUAAUGGUAGCAAACACCUACUUCAAGCUUCCAUAUCGUAGAUUGUACACCUGGAAAUCUCCUGCUGAUAAUCCAGAAAAUAUCAUCAGAAAUCAAAUUGACUAUAUCCUCAUCAAUAAUAGAUAUAGGAAUGCAGUCACAUCUACAAAAACCUAUCCUGGGGCUGAUAUCAAUUCAGAUCACAACCCUGUAGUAGCUAAGUUGCAUAUUAAAAUGAAAAAGAUUACAAAACGACCAAGAAAUUACAUAGACGCAAGACUUCUCAAAAACCCAAAAAUCUGUGACAUUGUGAAGUAUGAGGUGAACAAAGCCAUGAGAGAGUUUAAUGUAUCACAGGUAGACAAUGUAGAAGGAAAGUGGGAUGAGGUACAAGUGACCUUAAGAGAAAUAGCGACGAGUCACCUGGUAGAUAAGGAACCCCAAAGGAAGAAGAAAGCAUGGAUGACAUCUGAAAUUCUGGAUCUUAUGGAAGAAAGAAGGAAGAGCAAGGGAAAGGAGAAAGAAUAUAGAGAACUACAGAAGAGAAUUCAAAAGAGGAUAAGAGAGGCUAAGGAAGAGUAUCUGACAUUGCAAUGUGAAGAAAUAGAAGUAUUGGAAAAGAAUUUUGACAGCUUCCAUGUGCAUAAGAAGGUUAAAGAAAUGGCUGGAUGUCAUUUUGAAAAGGCAUUUGACAAGGUAAGGCAUGGAGUGAUGUACAGGUUGCUUGACAACAAGGGAAUUGAUGCAGGCGAUAUAAGAAUAAUCAGCAAUCUUUAUUGGGGUCAGAAGGCGGCUGCAAGAAUAGAGAAUCAAUUGACCGAGGAAAUCGAGAUCCGCCGAGGGCAGCAAAGACUUGUUCCGAGCGGCAGUGAAUAA